CAACGCCUUCCAUUCUUCUGCACCGAAUCCAAUAAUUAAAUCGAAUAAGUGUGUAGAAAAAGGAAUAGAGAAUGGUGGAUUAGGUGUGGGAUCGAACAGGAUGGAAUAAUCACCCCAAAAAGCCCGAGAUUUAAUCUGGCGAAGGUGGAAAGCCUCUUUGAAUGAAAGCUUAAAGCUACCGACAAGCGGUCAAAAAAACUAAUAAUGGCGUAAUCCAACUAUUGUUGGUGCUUCGUUCUCCUCGCCCACCCGAACUGGUAAAGAGGAUAAAGAAGUGAGACGACAGCAAGCAACAGCGCUGGUCCCUCCACCACCAACCCUCAUCACCUCCUCCUCCUCCUCCUCCACCGCCUCCACGCUUGUUCGGUAUCUCUCCAUUUCCCUUCGGUUGAACUCCACUUCCUGCUCCCCUUCGAAAGCCACACCGCACCACCUCGACCCUCCCUUCGAGGGGGAUUUAAGCUGGCUCCCAUGCCGGAGCUCAGGCCAUGUACUUUCGGCUGUUGCCCCGCUUCUUCUCGUCACAUGAAGCUCCUGCCCAGAAGAGCUCACCUCCGCCACCACCAUGACAAGGCUCUCCUGCUCAAGAAGUACUACAAGUGGAUCCUUUGGUCGGCUCUCUCCAUUUACCUCUUCUUCUCCACCUCCUCCUCUUCCUCCUCCUCCUCUUUGUUCCGACCUCUUCCACUUCGAACCAGUCUUCCUCUUAAAACUACUCCCCGAGCUCUGGCGGAAGCCCAGCAGCUCUCCUCCUUCACCACCUCUUCUGCUGCUGCUGCUCUUAGAAUAUAUGUUUACGAGCUACCUUCGAGCUACAACAGGGACUGGUUGUCCAACCCGAGGUGCCGCAACCACCUGUUCGCGUCGGAGGUGGCGAUCCACGAGGCGCUGCUCGAGUACCCCGGCCGCGUCUUCGACCCGAAUGAGGCCGACUUCUUCUUCGUCCCCGUUUACGUCUCCUGCAACUUCAGCACCCCCAACGGCUUCCCCGCCCUCCACCACGCCCGCCCUCUCAUCUCCUCCGCCGUCCGUUUCAUCUCCGCCGGCCUCCCCUUCUGGAAUCGCUCCCGCGGCCGCGACCACGUCUUCGUCGCCUCCCACGACUUCGGCGCCUGCUUCCACGCCAUGGAAGACGUGGCGAUCGCUGAUGGGAUACCGGAAUUCAUGAGGGAAUCCAUCAUCCUGCAAACCUUCGGGGUGAGCUCGCCGCACCCGUGCCAGCAGGCGGAGAACGUCCUGAUCCCGCCUUACGUGACGCCGGACAUCGAAGAGCAGUGGCCAGCGCCCGAGAAGGCCAAGCGCGACAUCUUCGCCUUCUUCCGCGGCAAGAUGGAGGUUCAUCCCAAGAACAUCAGCGGCCGCUUCUACAGCAAGAGGGUGAGGACGGAGAUACUGCGGCGGUACGGCGGGAACAAGAAGUUCUACCUGCAGCGGAAGCGGUUCGACGGGUACCGGGCGGAGAUUGCGCGUUCCGUGUUCUGCCUGUGCCCGCUGGGGUGGGCGCCGUGGAGCCCACGGCUUGUGGAGGCGGUGGCGCUGGGCUGCGUGCCGGUGGUCAUCGCGGACGGCAUCCGGCUUCCGUUCCCGGAGGCGGUGCGGUGGCCUGAGAUAUCGCUGUCGGUAGCGGAGGCGGACGUCGGGCGGCUGGAGGAGGUACUGGACCGGGUGGCAGCCACCAAUCUGUCGGCAGUCCAGCGGAACCUGUGGGAUCCGGCGCGGCGGAACGCGCUGCUGUUCCACCAGCCGAUGGCGGCGGGGGACGCGACAUGGCACGCGCUGCGGGCGCUCGAGGGGAAGCUCGGCCGAUCUUGGCAGCGGCGGCGGCGGCAGCCGGGGGACGCGGCAUGGAGGUAAGCUCGCCGGCGUUGCUCGAGUCGGUGGAAGACAGCUGGUGGUUGCGUGGAGGACGCCGGUUGUCGCGUUCGAGAGCAGUCGAUACGGGGGCGGGGCUUUCGGUGCGGCGGCGGCGUCUUCGUUGAAUUAUCCACCGCCCUUGCACGAUAUAUUUUGAUGUAGUAUCCAUCAAUCUUAUUAUUUUGUGGGUAUUUUUAUUGGUGGAGGCAACAGUGUUUUAAGUGGUGGAGUGUUUGAAAUGGUGUACGGUGGAUCCAAUUUGACCUAAAUGUACUCAUUUUGUGAGGA
Musa acuminata AAA Group (dessert banana) is the source of this 2142-nucleotide messenger RNA. RefSeq names its product probable glucuronosyltransferase Os03g0107900. The transcript has 3 exons. Bases 472 to 1854 code for a protein of 460 amino acids. Gene Ontology annotation, molecular function: glycosyltransferase activity. The record is from RefSeq and is a predicted model, not a curated record. Lineage: Eukaryota; Viridiplantae; Streptophyta; Magnoliopsida; Zingiberales; Musaceae. Gene Ontology annotation, biological process: glucuronoxylan biosynthetic process.